Molecule: messenger RNA, 1307 nt
Organism: Leptonychotes weddellii (Weddell seal)
Lineage: Eukaryota; Metazoa; Chordata; Mammalia; Carnivora; Phocidae
Source: RefSeq, a predicted model, not a curated record
UGGGGACGGUGGCCUGGCGCCGCGCGCGCCCCAGGCGGCGCCGGCGGCUGCAGCAGGUGGGCACCGUGGCGCAGCUCUGGAUCUACCCGGUCAAGUCGUGCAAGGGGGUGCCGGUGAGCGCGGCGGAGUGCACGGCCUUGGGGCUGCGCUGCGGCCACCUGCGGGACAGGUUUUGGCUGGUGAUUAAGGAAGAUGGACACAUGGUCACCGCCCGGCAGGAGCCUCGCCUGGUGCUGGUGUCCAUCACCUGUGAGGGAGACUGCCUGAUCCUCAGGGCUCCGGGCAUGGACCAGCUGGCUUUGCCAAGCAAGCUGCCUUUCUCAAACAAGCUCUAUGAUUGCAGGCUCUUUGGUAUGGACAUCAAGGGCAGGGACUGUGGCGACCACGCAGCUCAGUGGUUCACCAGCUUCUUGAAAACAGACGCUUUCAGGCUGGUUCAGUUUGAGAAGCACAUGAAGGGAAGACCAUCGAGGGAAAUUUUCUCUACUUCAGUACCGAAUUACCAGGUGGCCUACCCAGACUGCUGCCCGAUCAUGAUCCUCUCGGAAGCCUCCCUGGCGGAUCUGAAUACCAGGCUGGAGAAGAAAGUGAAAAUGGACCAGUUCAGACCCAAUAUCGUGGUGACAGACUGCGAUGCUUUCGAGGAGGAUACUUGGGAUGAACUCCUAAUUGGCAACGUAGAAAUGAAAAAGGUUUUGUCUUGCUCCAGGUGCAUUUUGACCACUGUAGACCCAGAUACUGGAGUGAUAGACAGGAAGGAGCCACUGGAAACCCUGGGGAGCUACCGCCUGUGUGAUCCUUCCGAGAAGGCAAUAUACAAGUCGUCCCCACUUUUUGGGAUCUAUUUUUCAGUGGAGAAGAUCGGCAGCCUGAAAAUUGGUGACCCGGUGUAUCGGCUGGUUCAGUGACGUGGUACGUGGUUCAGCAAAGGGCUGGCUUUGCUGCUGGAAUGCAUUGCUUCAAGACCACUGCCGCGUCUUCUUGCAUUGAGAUGUGUUUACAUUUUGCUGCUUUAACUCUUCGGAGGAUGAGCGGUUUGUAUUCUGCUCUUUGGAGUUGGAAAAUGCCUUUUAUUUUUCUUCCCUCCACAAUCUGAUUUAUUUCACCUAGGCUUCCUCUCCCACUUCCCAUUCAGUUAUAAAAGGCUGAUGCAGGAGCCCCAGCAAAAGACAGGUAGAUGUUCUCAGUUCAUUAAGAAAUAAGGAAAUGAAGGUGAGCAGGUCUCAAGAGUUCUAUAUUGAUUUUUUCUGUCUGUGAUAGAAAAGUGAGGGGAGGGGCGCCUGGGUGGCUCAGUCGUUAAGCGUCUG